This is a messenger RNA of Colossoma macropomum (tambaqui), 11482 nucleotides long. It is a transcript of the gene nav3, whose product is annotated as neuron navigator 3. The record is from RefSeq and is a predicted model, not a curated record. Gene Ontology annotation, molecular function: ATP hydrolysis activity; protein binding. Bases 290 to 7432 code for a protein of 2380 amino acids. The transcript has 42 exons. Gene Ontology annotation, biological process: neurogenesis; nervous system development. Lineage: Eukaryota; Metazoa; Chordata; Actinopteri; Characiformes; Serrasalmidae.
GAAGAGCAAGAGAGGAGGAGUAGAGAAGAGAAGGAGGAGAGAGUGGUGGAGAGUUUUUUUUCAGUUUUGUGAGAGCGACUGAAGAAUGCAUGUGGCUGCUCUCUCUCUCUACCUCUCGCCUUUCUCUCUCUCUCUCUCUCUCUCUCUCUCUCUCCGUCUGUCACUCUCUCUUUCUUUCCUGUCUCUUCCUCUCUUUCCUCCUCCCUCCUUUCCAAAGUGGACGUCAGACACAGACACGCACACUGGACUCUUUCUUCUCUCUUUCCCUCACUCUGUCUGAGCCGCUGUAAUGCCCGUGGUUGGAGUAGCCUCUAAGCUGCGGCCACCGUUGGCCGGUGCCCGGCCCGUACACACCGCUCUGCCCAUCCCAAACCCCGCGGGUCAGAGGUCAGGGGGAAGGGGGCAGGGGCCAAACUGUCAGCUGUCAAUCAAAACGGAGCUACAGGAGAGUUCGAACCGAGAGGCGGAGGAGAGGAAGAUCUGUAAGAUCUACACUGACUGGGCAAAUCAUUACCUAACCAAAGCAGGCUGUCCCCGCCUCAUAAAGGACCUGACCCAGGAUAUCCCAGACGGAGUUCUACUGGCACAGAUCAUCCAAAUUAUAGCUAAUGAGAAAGUGGAGGAUAUUAACGACUGCCCCAGGACUCAUACUCAAAUGAUUGAGAAUGUGGAGGCUUGCUUGACGUUUCUAGAGGCCAGAGGAGUCAGCGUACAGGGCCUAACUGCUGAAGAGGUGUGUAAGGGGAACCUGAAGAGCAUCCUGGGAUUGUUCUUCAUCCUGUCCCGCUAUAAGCAGCAGCAGCAGCAGCAGCAGCAGUACCUGCAGUCUCUGGUAGAGCUACAGCAGCAGGUCACACACCAAGCCACUGGGGCAGUGCCACUGAGCUACAAAACACAAGACAUGCAGUCCAGUCUUACGGCACGAUAUGCAAGCCCAACAGCUCACAGUGGAAUAGCAGCUCCUCAGAAGAAAAACACAAGGUUGCCAGGUCCCUCCAGAUCCCCCGCUGCAGGCAGUGCGGGCAGCAGCAGCAAAGCUCCGGCCUCAGCCACCGCUCUGAACCGCAGGAGCCAGAGCUUCAACAGCAUCGACAAGAGCAGACCACUGCAGUAUGCCAGCGGAAACGACAGAGAAUCAGUGAAGUCCAUACCUCUAGCAGGCAGCAUGAACGGCAGUACCAGUGGCCAGCAGCUGGCCUCAUCCAUCCCUUCCCCGACCGCAGGCAAGGCUUGGCGCAGCAAGUCCAUGAACAUGAAGCACAGUGCAACCUCCUCCAUGCUGGCCACCAGCCCCACAUCCUCUCCACCUCCUCCGUCCGCUGCUGACCGCCAACGGCCUGCGCUAAAUGAUGCCUCCAAAUCAGCCCCUGGGAACCAGCGGUCCAUGCUGGAGAAGUUUCGCCUCAUAAAUCCACGUUCUGCAUCCAGGACUUCGCCUUCCAUGGCUGAAAUGGCUCUACAAGAAGAAGAUGAUUUGUCAGAAUAUGGAGAUGAAGGGUCUUGUAGCCCAGUGCCAUCCAAUGGAGUGUCCAAGCAGCAGGGCAAGACACCCGCAUCCUCUGUCUUGACCCAAAACAAGAGCACAGCUAGCGUAACUGCUACUACUGCUAACAGUCAAAGUAGUAGUACCAAUACCAACAAGAACGCCUUAAAGUCUCUUCCCCAGCCUAAAGACAAAGAGGAGAAGAGCAAAAGCAAAAGUAAAGCCAGCAGUCCACCUAAAGAAGAACCAGCACCUGUAGAACCUGCUAAGAAGACGUCCAGAAUUGCUAGCCUGAUCCCUAAAGGAGGUAAGACGCCCACAGCAAAGAAGGAAAGUGCGAUCCCGGCUUCCAGCGGCAUCCCUAAACCUGGGCUAAAGGCUCCGGCAGCUUCAGCCAACACCAAGUCUGCAGGAGGUCAGCCCGGCCUGGCGGGAGCGCCGGUUAAAGAAGGUGGAGAGAAGGCAAAGAGCGGCAAAGGAGGACAGGCGUACUACAUGCAGCGUCUGGAAGGCAGGAAGAGCAGCAUGGUUUCCUCCACCAGUACUUCUGCUCUUUCUGGUUCUACUGCUUCCACCGUUGGAGGAGGAGGGGUGCUGGGGGGCAAUGGAGCAGUACAACUACCCCAGCAACAGCAGCACAAUCACCCCAACACAGCAACCGUUGCACCUUUUAUAUGCAGGACGUACUCAGAGAACGACUGUACUGCAGUAAUUGAGCCCUGCCUCAGUCCCACUAAAGAACUCAUCUACAGCAAAACAGCCAAACAGUGCCUAGAGGAGAUAUCAGGUGAGGACCCCGAGACAAGACGAAUGCGGACGGUAAAGAACAUUGCUGACCUCAGACAGAACCUGGAAGAAACCAUGUCCAGUUUACGUGGGACACAGAUCAGCCAUAGCACUCUAGAGACAACCUUUGACACCACCGUGACCACAGAGGUAAAUGGGCGCGGCCUCCCCUCCCUCUCCAGUCGCUCAUCGCCUAUGGCCUGGCGGCUCGGCCAAUCACAGAGCCCUCGUCUGCAGGCGGGCGAUGCCCCCUCCAUGCCUGGUUAUGCCCCACCCAGGUCUGGCGCCACCGGGGCGACUGGUCGCUAUGGUGAUGCCUCACGGUUCGUCUACUCGGCACCACUGAGGAGGGCGGCGACAUCAGGGGGCAGAGGGGCGGAGCCAGGGGAGAAGGGCAUGCCCUCAGAGGUGGGACCAGAGGGGGAUGUAGGUGGAUACAUGAGUGACGGCGACAUACUGGCCAAGAAUGUACGGGCUGAUGAUGUCACCAGUGGGUAUCUGACAGAUGGGGGUAUUCACCUGUACUCCCGCAGUGUGAGCCGCCCUGAGCUGCCGUCCACUCGAGAGGUCAUCCACAGAGGGGUUAGAGAGCAGGGGGAUGCUGACAGUUGGGAUGACAGUAGUUCAGUCAGCAGUGGUCUGAGUGAUAAUCUGGACAACAUCAGCACAGAUGACCUGAACACUCCGGCAUAUUCCGCAGUCUCCACCCGCAAGAGCAAAGGAGCGCAGUCCCACAAAGACAGGCACUGUGAUCAGAAUGACAGCAGCUGGACUGGAGCUGAAGAGCUGAAGAAGGUUGAUGAAGAAAUGGAGGCCAUGGACUCUUCCUCCAGAUGGAAACCUUCAUCCUCUUCCUCAGCACAGGGGGAGGAGGGGGGGCAGAAGGGUUCAUCACACACAACUGCAACACACACUUCAGCGACACACACAGGCUCGUGGAGGAGGGGCAUGAGCGCCCAGGCUGGCAUCACUCCUCCACGGACCAAAAGCACCACCACCACUACCUCCAUCAAGACUACAGGUAAAACAGAUGAUGCUAAAGCUUCAGAGAAAGGCAAAUCUCCAUGUAAAUCCCCCAGCAUCCAGCGCUCCCCCUCAGACGCGGGCAAAAGCAGUGGGGACGAAGGCAAGAAGCCCCCGUCUGGUAUUGGCCGGCCUCCAGCCACAGGAUCCUUCGGAUUUAAGAAGAUUCCGGGUCCUUCGGGGCCGCUAGUCACAGCCAGCGGUGCUACGCUGGGUAGCGGCUCAGCUACUUUGGGAAAAAUGCCCAAAUCUGCAGGCAUGGGGAAGGGUGGAGCCGGGAGGAAAACAAGCCUGGAUGAAUGCCAGCCCCAAGACGAUGGUGUCCUGCUGGGGGUUGGGGGGUCAAAAGUCACGCUGCAAUAUCGGUCCCUUCCUCGACCAGCCAAAUCAUCCAGUGGAAUUGGAGGGGUGGCAAGGAGUGGCUAUCGCUCAAGCUCCAGCAGUAUAGACUCCAAUGUUAGUGGAAAGUCAGCAGGAGGGGGUGGGGCUGGAGGUGGAGCCAGUGGAGGAGCUGGAGGUGGAGUUUCAGGAGGCUCUAAGAGGAGAGAUGGAGGGAAAGUUGGAUCAGGACGUUCGAGCCCAGUCACUGUAAACCAGACAGAUAAAGAGAAAGUAGCUGUAUCUGACCAGGAGGGGGCAGCACUGUCCACAUCCCCAAAAUCCAGCCCAACGUCAUCAGGACUGAGACAGCCUGGGUCAAAAUACCCGGACAUCGCUUCACCCACCUUCCGCAGGUUGUUUGGCAGUAAGGCGAGCAGUAAGCCCAGUUCUCCUGGGACACCUGACUCCGGUAAAUGCCCGUCUGCUUUGGGGAGCCCCCAUGCCACGCUCGCCCGCCAGCCCAGCCUGGACUCGCCCUCCUCAGGCACGGGCAGCCUGGGCAGCAGCAUAGGGGGACACAGUGGGCACAGCGGGGGCCGGACACCAGAGCCUGGCAUGGAUUCACUUGCCUCCAGCCCCGCCUCCGCCCUCUCCCUGCCCUCGAAUGCCCGCCCCUGGCCCCCCACCCUCAGCAGCUCCUCAGCUGGGAGUAAAGAAACACUGAGCUGCCAGAGUCUGACCAGCUUACACACCAGCUCCGAGUCCAUAGACCUUCCCAUCCCCCACCAUCACCAUCACACCCCCAAAGUCACACGCACCGGCAGUGUUAAAUCCACACUCUCAGAGGGCAUGACUCUUGACAGAAACACUCUGCCCAAAAAAGGACUAAGACACCCUCCCUCUUCCAGACAGACGUCCCAUGAUGAAGGGAAAGAAUGGUUGCGCUCUCACUCCACCGGAGGGCUGCAGGACACAGGAAGUCCACUAUCACCCCCUGGAUCCACUGGCACUAGUGCAGGAAAAUAUCACUAUUCCAACUUAUUGAGCCCCACCAGUAUGUCCCAGUAUCCCCUGUCCAGUGGCAGCAUGAGCCGCUCUAAUAGUAUUCCAGAGCAGGACCGGUUUGAGCUGUUUGCUGACGGUCGAGCGCUGGGUGGCAGUGCCACCUCACUGGAGGAACGACCACGAGCCAUGAGCCGAUCUGGAUCAUUCCGGGACAGUACAGAUGAAGUCCAUGGGUCAUCUCUGUCUCUGGUCUCCAGUACCUCCUCCUUGUACUCUGCGGUGUUCUCCUUUCUGGGCAAGACAGAGGAAAAGGCCCACUCUGAGGGGCAAACAGUCCGAAAUACCACGCAAAUCAGAAAGCUGCGACGGGAGCUGGACGCAUCCCAGGAAAAGGUUGCAGCCCUGACAUCCCAGCUGGCAGCCAAUGCACAUCUGGUAGCAGCGUUUGAGAAGAGUUUGGCGAACAUGACCUGCCGCCUACAGAGUCUAACCAUGACAGCAGAGCAAAAGGAGUCAGAGUUGGUGGAGCUCAGAGAGACUAUAGAAUCCCUAAAAACUCAGAACACUGAUGCUCAAACUGCCAUUCAGGUUGCUCUCAAUGGACCAGACCACGUGCACAGAGAUCUGAGGAUCCGUCGGCAGCACUCCUCUGACAGCAUGUCCAGCAUUAACAGUGCGGCCAGUCACUCCAGCAUGGGCAGCAGUAAGGAUGCUGAGGACAAGAAAAAGAAGAAGAAGAGCUGGUUGCGGAGCUCCUUUAAGCAGGCAUUUGGAAAGAAGAAAAGCUCGAAGCUGCAGGCGGCCCAUGAUGAGCUGGAGGAAGUGACCGACUCACUGCCUGCAUCCCCUAAACUACAGCACAGCGACAUACAACAGGGAAGCACACAAACUUUACACACUUCACCAUCAACUACAGAAAAAUGUGUGUGUGAUAGCAAGUCUUCCCCCAUUUGGACCCCAAAGAAAAGGCAAAACGGCCAUGUGGUCUACAAGCACAGAUCUCGACUGUGUGAGUGUACAGAAGCAGAGGCGGAAAUCAUUCUGCAGUUGAAGAAUGAGCUGAGGGAGAAGGAGCUGAAGCUCACUGAUAUCAGACUGGAGGCCCUAAGCUCCGCCCACCACCUGGACCAGAUACGAGAGGCCAUGAACCGCAUGCAGAAUGAGAUAGAGUUACUGAAGGCAGAGAAUGACCGGCUGAAGUCCAGUGGAAACACCACCCCUGCUGCCACACCUGCUAAAACAGCACGCCCUCCGUCCGAAACCUCCAGCACCUCUUCCUCUUCCUCACGCCAGUCUUUGGGGCUCUCGCUCAACAACCUCAACAUCACCGAUACCAUUAUGUCAGAUCUGCUUCUGGAUGACAGCUACGAAGGCAAUCUGCGGAAGGAGGGCCGGAGUGUGCGGAUAGUCAUCAACAUCUCUGGGGGCUCCAACAGGACCAAGGCUGUGCAGAGUCAGGAGUAUCUGAUUGGCUCCAUCGGCGUCAGCGGGAAAACCAAGUGGGACGUGUUGGAUGGUGUAAUAAGACGGCUGUUUAAGGAGUAUGUGUUUCGUGUGGACCCAUUGACGAGUCUGGGCCUGAAUUCAGACAGCAUAGUGAGCUACAAGAUGGGGGAUGUUAUCCGCUCUCAUGUCUCUGAGGUGCCUGAACUGCUGCCUUGUGGAUAUCUGGUGGGAGACAACAACAUCAUCAGCGUUACACUGAAAGGUGUACGGGAGAGCAGUAUAGAUGAUCUGGUGUUCGACACUCUGAUACCAAAGCCGAUAAUGCAGCGCUACCUAAACCUGCUGAUGGAGCACCGCAGGAUCAUUCUCUCUGGACCCAGUGGCACAGGAAAAUCACACCUGGCCACCAAACUGGCCCAUUACAUCAUCAAUAAAACCGGUCGAGAGGUGACAGACUCCAACCUCGCCUGCUUCAACGUGGACCAGAAAUCGAGCAAACUGGACCUGCAGCAGUACCUCUCCAGUCUGGCUGAGCAGUGCAAUUCAGAGCACAGUGAGGUGGAGCUCCCCCUGGUGGUCAUUCUAGAUAACCUGCACCACAUUGGCUCCCUCAGUGACAUCUUCAAUGGCUUCCUCAACUGCAAAUACCACAAAUGCCCGUAUGUGAUCGGAACAAUGAACCAGGGCGUCUCCUCCUCCCCAAAUCUGGAACUGCAUCAUAACUUCAGGUGGGUGCUAUGUGCAAAUCAUACAGAGCCAGUGCGGGGCUUUCUGGGCCGUUUUCUACGCAGGAAGCUGAUCGAGAUGGAGAUCGAUAAGAACAUGCGCAGUAAUGAGCUCAUCAAGAUCAUAGACUGGAUCCCCAAAACCUGGCAGCAUCUCAACGGCUUCUUAGAAGCACACAGUUCAUCAGACGUUACUAUAGGUCCCCGGUUGUUCCUCUCCUGCCCAAUGGAUGUGGACGGAUCUCGGGUUUGGUUCACUGACCUGUGGAACUACUCUCUGGUGCCAUACUUACUGGAGGCAGUGCGGGAGGGGCUGCAGUUGUACGGUAAAAGAGCUGCAUGGGAGGACCCUUGUAAAUGGGUAAUGGACACGUACCCCUGGAACGCUGCAUCGUUGCAGCACGACGGACAGUCUCUGUUACAACUGCGGCCGGAGGACGUUGGGUACGAUGGGUACAGCUCGUUUAAAGAUGGAGCCUCAUCCAAACAAGUGUCCCAGAGUGACACGGAGGGAGAUCCACUGAUGAAUAUGUUAAUGAGGCUGCAGGAAGCCGCUAACUACUCCAGCGCUCAGAGCUGUGACAGUGACAGCGCCAGUCACCAUGACGACCAGCUCGACUCCUCCCUCGAGUCAGCCCUAUGAACCCCACCCCUUGGAGGAGGCGGAGGCUUCUUCUUAUUGGUUUUUCAGAGAUGGCAGAUCCGAGCGGCUGCCGGACCUUAGUGGACGGUGCGAGUGUCCACUUAGGCUGGGGUACCAGAGGCUGAAGUUUGCAGAAGCGAGAGGAAAAAUGGCGCGUGCAGAAACAAACACUGGUGAAACGUGCAAUUUAAAAACAAAACAAAACAACAAACAACAACUGGAAGUUCUGGUUUGUUUUCUUUUGGUCAGUGUCAUCCAUACUGACCCCUUAAACCCUAGGCUUACUAUUCCAUUAUUAAUCGUAAAGAAGUCAAAAAUGCUAAUGCUGCUAAUGGUGAAUGAAAGCGAAUAAGAACCAGUUAGCAUUAUGAAAUGCUAAUUUUGCUAGAUGGUGGCUACUGGCUAUUUGUAGUCAGCCUUGGUAGCAUGUUUAGUCAAACUAUUACUUUAAGGCUUGCUAGGAAUUAUUCGAUAGAUAUUAACUUAAUUCAAGAAACUGAAAUGUGGGCCCUCAUAUAGAUUCUUAGAGUUUAAGGGGUUAAAUGCAGUUGUUUACACGAGUCUUUUUCAGUUUGCUGGUGAAAAAAAAGGGGCGAAGUGCUAAAUCAUGACCUCAGUGGACGUCCUGGUGCUGCUGUGGUGCCACAGUUCCCGUCGUUUACGCGCCGUUCACACCUAGCCAACAAAGCACAAGCCUCGCCUCGUGUCAUUUCUACUGUGAAACCUUUCGCCAGUGCUAACACACGCUCACUCAGUACACUGCCAACAACAGCGAACCCUUACAGCCACCCUGUUUAACAGCUAAAGAGAAAGUAAAGCUAACCAAGUGCAGUGUUGUCUUUUUUGACUCCGUGGCCAUGUAUGCAGUUCUCUUUCUCUCCAUUGGGGAGCAGCAGAGUGCUGGGCAGUGCUGUGGAUGUUCGGACAGAAGAAAAAUGGAACUCACCUGAUUAUUGGUGCUUUUUUGCUGCCUUAAAUGUGCUGAGCUGUGGCAGACGUUGGAGUAGGCCUGUAUUCUUAUGAAAAGCAUCGACUUAGGAUGAAAUUCGAAACCAUAUGUAUCCUAAUAAAUGCCACGUCCACAUAUUUUUAUUUUUGUUACCUUGACAAGUGAGUGUUAAGAGUCAAGACGCAGCAUUACGAAAUGGUCUAAAUGUAAAAUAAGUGAAUAUGUGAUAUCUUUAUGUAAUCCCAGUUGAGCUGGGACGAAUUGAACUGAGAUGAGCACAAAUCUGACAAGUUGCUUGGCUAGCAUGGCAUUGUUUUUUUGUUUGUUGUUUGUUUGUUUUUUGUUUCAUUUUUUCUUUAUCGUCUGUGUGUGUCCAUAUGUGUGAAUGUGUGCGUAGAGGCAUUUGGAGUGUUAACUCCAGGCACCAGCUUGUGUGCAGUCAUUUGAAAAUUCAUCCAUGGUUUUUUGUUAAAAAAGUUUCUUUUUCUUUGCAAAGUUGAGAGUUAUUUGUAAAUAUUCGCGUCUUGCACAGUUUCACAGUUUCUCAAUGACGCAUUCUACCCAGUUCAACUUCCCUACCUGCUCUUUUUGCCUAGCAGUAAGCUGUAGUGUUUUACAGAACAGAAAAAAAGAAAAAAAGCAAACCAGCCAGCUAUCCAACCCUCAUGUUUUGUAACGAUUGGUCUGAAAUAAAAUAUUCAGUGAGAAGUGAACUGUUUUUAUAAUCCUGAAAACAUCAGUGUUCAAUUUACUGUCCAAGGUGCAAAAUCAUGUGGUUCAAUCAGUCGGAUUCAUUAACUCAAAUUUAGAUCCCCUGACACUUUUUCUUCUAUUUAUCUCUAACUUUCAAUAACGUCAUGGACACAAUAACUGUGUCCAAAUUGCAAAAAUAAAACAGAAUAACCUGAAGUAAAAUAUCAGAAAAACAAAACCAUUUUACUGUGAAAUGAUUUUAAUUUCGUAACAGUUUUGCACAUUUUUUUUUCCAGAUUUGUUUACAGAAAGUGAGUCACGGUUUUAGCCUGCUGUCCUAAAGGUGCAAAGUACUAACAGUCACACAACAGGUGCUAUGGAUAACCUUGACUUUCCAACAGUGCCAGCUGAACCUCAGGCCAAGGUUGCAUCCGAAAUCGCACUUAUUUUGCAACGAGAUAACGUAUUAUUCUCCUGACUUAUGUAUAAUGGCUUUAUACAGUUUUUGGCUGUAAUAGUCGCCCCAAGAACUUUGAAUUUUUAAAUUUUUAUGAUGAAAAUACUCAAAUUGCCAAAAGGUCUAAAUAUGAAACCAAAAUAUCCUAUAUGGCCAAAAGUAUGUGGACCUCCUAGUUAUUGGGUUUAGGUGUUUCAGCUACAUUCAUUGCUAACAGGUGAAGAAAAUCAAAACACAUAGCCAUGCAGUCUCCAUAGACAAACACUGGCAGUAGAAUGGAUCAUACUGAAGUGACUUUAAACGUGGAACUGUCAUAGAAUACCGCCUUUGAACAAGAACUGUGCACUGGGAGCGUCAUAAAAUGGGUUUUCAUGGCUGAGCACCUGUAAACAAGCCUAAGAUAACAAUGUGCAGUGCCAAGCGUCGGCUGGAGUGGUGUAAUCACGCCAGCAAUGGACUCAUUGGAAACGUGUUAUCUGAAGUGAUGAAUGCAUGCUUUACUAUCUGGCAGUCUGAUUGACUAAUCAGGAUUUGGCAGAUGCCAGGAAAACUAACCCUACCUACCGGAGUACAUAGUGCCAGCAGUAAAAUUCCAGUGAAGCGUAAUGUUAAUGCUACAGCAUACAAAGACAGUUUGGGGAAGGCCAUUUCUUAUUCCAGCCUACCUGUGCUCCUGUUCUAAGGUGAGCUCCAUAAAGACAUGGUUUGACAAGCUUGGUGAGGAGGAACUCCAGUGGCCACACACAUUCCAACAGACACACUGCAAAAUCUUGUGAGAAACCUUCUCAAAAGAGCAGAGACCAUUAAAGCCGAAAACAGAGGGCAGGGCAGUGGACAGAUCCAUUUUUGGAAUGGAAUAUUCAACAGACUCAUAUAGAUGUGAUGGUCAGUUUUCCACAUACUUUUGGCCAUAUAGUGUAUCUCAUUUAACACCACUUCCCCAGAAUCUGUCACAUUAUAAAGCCACACCCCCUCAUAAUGAUGCUAAGAUUGAAUGGUGUCAAGUAUUUGCACACUAUGAAGUUUUACCUGAUGUACCCUCUUAAUGGUGCUACAUGGUUUCUUUAGAGUGAUGCCAUAGAAUAACAACUUCUGGUUCGAUAAAACAUUUCAAUCGAUGGUUCUACAGAACUAUUUUUGUAAAGGAUAUGUGUGAAGAACAGUUUAAAAAAACCUGCUCAUGAUGUAAUGAAAAAAAUACAUCUUCCCACAUUCCGUUUACUAAAAUGGUUCUUUAAAGAAUUGUCCAUUGAACCAAAAGUAGUAGGCAUUGCUCCAAAGAGUACAGUAUAUCAUUAUGGGUAUUUACAGUAGAAGUAGCGAUUUCGGAAGCAAUAUCUCUCAGAUCCACCUCCUCAGGCACGAACCCCACAGAGUUACGCCCACUAAUGGCUCCCUUCCUAACCUGGUCAAUGCCUCAAUACUCUUUGUGUUCUUUUUCUGUUAAUUCAGUUUUUUUUAGUCUGUAGUUUAUACUGGUCUGUUCUGCUCCAUAGAAAAAGUCUUAAACUUCUGAAUGUUGUGCCUGUUGCGUUGUUUGCUGACCACAGGCUUCGUCUAACAUAAAAUCACCAAACCUGCCCUUUAUUGAAUAUGCUGAUCAAAUUUUGGCUCCUAAAUCUCAUCCUCAACUGCCUGAAAAUCCAGACUUCACAAGCUUCAAAAUAUUCCUGAACAUUGUAACAGUGUCUAUGGUACAUCUUUUCAUUUUUCUUUUUUUUUCAUUUUUUAUUUUAUUUUUACUUAUUUUCAAAUACACCUUGGUGAGAGCAUACCGUUUAUUUCUUUCAGAGUAUUUCUUUUUAAGUGGAACAUUUGUGCGUAAAUGUUUUAUAUUUUGUACAUUUGUAAGUAACAUAUCAUGUAAAUAGUAAGAGACCACAAUUUAAAUCAUCUGGAGAAUUUUGUAGUCUUUGUAAAACCCUAAUAAAUGGUGUUUGGUGUCACCUGA